Molecule: messenger RNA, 2156 nt
Organism: Aspergillus caelatus
Lineage: Eukaryota; Fungi; Ascomycota; Eurotiomycetes; Eurotiales; Aspergillaceae
Product: putative beta-galactosidase
Exons: 2
Coding region: 353-2053 (566 amino acids)
Biological process (GO): carbohydrate metabolic process
Cellular component (GO): beta-galactosidase complex
Molecular function (GO): beta-galactosidase activity
Source: RefSeq, a predicted model, not a curated record
CCAUUCAGAGGCCGCGUUCUGGGCUCGUCUUGGAUCCACCUUAGCGGACCGAAGACCGAGUGUUGUAUCCCCGCAUUAAGUCAUCUGGAGAUCAGCUCUUCCGAGAUAUAGCCAGCAAUACCUUCACUUUCCAUUCAAUUAAACUUCAGACAAGCUUGCAAUCGAGCUAUAGCCCGGGAUAUAGACCAAUCAACGGCUCUCAAUCCCGAACUUCUUACAGGGCAUUCUUCCGGCGGGAUGGCAAGCACCGUCUAUAAUCCUUAUAAAUGGCCUCGAAUUCUUGUCCAGUGGCUUCACAAUUACCAUCAUCUUCUUAUUCACAUCGGUACUGCAACAGCUCUACUAUUUCAUAAUGUCAUUGCCGAGCACUCCAUACCCUCAUCUGCGUCAAACAGACAACGGGAAGCAACUUAUCGUCGAUGGCAGACCUUUCCUUUCUCUGGCUGGAGAACUCCAGAACUCCUCUCUGACCUCGGCGGAGUAUAUGGAUACACUCUGGGAGAAGCUCGUUGACACUCACAUCAACACCGUCCUCGGAUGUGUCACCUGGGAAAUGAUCGAGCCGACUGAAGGGCAUUUUACUUUUACCGAGCUAGAUAGGGUUAUCCUGGGUGCGAGAAAGCAUGGACUGCGGCUCGUGCUCCUCUGGUUUGGUUCAUUCAAAAAUGGUAUAUCGACAUACGUACCAGCCUGGGUUAAGACCAAUCCAAAGCGGUUUCCUCGCGCCAAAUUAAGGAAGGCUGGGGGUGUUCUUCAGACUGCAGAUGUGCUAUCCAUCUUCCAUGACGAAGCGCCGAAAAGUGAUGCAAAUGCAUUUUCACAUCUCAUGCGUCAUUUGAGGGUGUUUGAUGGCAAUCACUCAACUGUCAUCAUGGUGCAAGUUGAGAACGAGACAGGCUUGCUCGGCGACUCGCGUGAUGGGUCAUCGAUCGCCGAAGAACGCUUCUCUCAGCCUGUACCGGAAGACUUGCUUACCUUUUUAGCUGGUGAUUGGGAUAGCCUUCACCCUGACCUCAGAAGUAAUUUAGUCCACUUCAAGGCUCAGUCCCAACCACGCGGGUCAUGGGCCGACGUAUUUGGUCGAGGACCACAUACGGACGAACUCUUUAUGGCUUACCACUACGCACACUACUUGAAUCAGGUCGCUACAGCAGGAAAGCACGAGUACCCCAUUCCGCUCUACACGAAUGUGUGGCAGAAUUAUGUGGGAGAAGACGGGGAUAAUGAUUUUCCUAUUGUUGCAGGGGGUGGUGGUUUGCCCGGCGACUAUCCAUCCGGCGGGGGUACCAGCAAUGUCCUUGACAUUUGGCACCAGUUCGCCCCGGCGCUGGACUUUAUUGCACCCGAUGUUUAUCUGAACGAGUACACUCAGUCCUGUCGUAAGUACCGUCAUCGUAGCCAACCACUGUUCAUCCCGGAGCAGCGGCGUGAUGAGUACGGGGCGCGGCGGAUCUGGACGGCCUAUGGAUCAUACCAAGCGAUCGGGGUGUCGCCUUUUGGCGUCGAUACGCUCGAGCCGUCUACCAAUCCAUUCACCAAGCACUAUAGACUGCUUGACUCCGUCUCGCAAAUCGUGCUUGACGCACAGCGGCGGCCGGGCUCGUCGGUCGGCUUCUUUUUCGACCAGCUUGCGGACAAUGGUUCCGAUCCGUCGAAGCCGGUUGUUCGGCGCUACGAGGGGUUCGAGAUCACUAUUGAACGCUGCUUUGUCUUUGGCAAACCUGGUCCGGGCUCUGGCAUGGUGAUCCAUCUCGGUGGCGGCAAGUUUCUAUUGAUCGGCUGGGGAUUCCAGGUGCGUGCGAUCUCGGUGUCCCCGAAGGCGACAUUCACCGGUAUUCUACGGUUUGAAGAGAAAUCCGUCGUCAAUCGAGAGACAGGCGAACUCAAGACGCUAAGGGUGCUCAAUGGCGACGAGACGCGAAGCGGGAUUUUUGCCAUGAUGCCUAACGAGGACCCAGACUAUGGCGGGUUUCCUAUCUGCGUAACUAUCCCUGCGCGGACUAUGAUCGCUGAGGUAGAAUUCUAUUCGAUUGAUGAUGAGACUGUCGUGUAGUGUAUGUUCGGAGAAAACUCCUGGCAUAUCGACGUUGGGUCUUGGACGUCAAGUACUGGAAUAUAUAUACAGAUGGUAAUGACAUGACCGAUUUUAUUAAAAC